GACGCUGCCUGCUUUUCCCACUCGCUACCAAUUGUACGUGUGUCUGUACUCACUUGGUUCUUGAUGCAGCUAGAUUCGCAUUCUCCCAGUUCCAAUUUUCAUCCAGAUUUCUCAUCUCAGAGUACUUCAUAUUUGAAAUAUCUGAAAUUCCAUCAAUUCCAUGAUAUUUUGCGUACAGAUCCCGCCAUCUUUGCUACGAAAUAGUCUUGUAGAUUUCAGAUUCAGCUGCAGAGCUAUGAGCGUGUACACUCAGGUCGGUCCUCUCUCCGUUCUAGCACGCGAUAGGGUUCAUUAUCGAGAGAUGUGAAGUCCCCUUUGCACAUUCUUUAGGAAUUCCCUUAGAGCCAGAAUCCAUGGUCUGAUCCUGCAUUCACCGCUUACUUUGAUUCACAUAACUUUUAGUAGGCUCCACUGAGUUCGAAAAGCUUCCUGCUUCGACUUUGCACAAUCCGCUAGAUCCUCUGUCUCAGCAGAGCUUGGAGUACUCUGUGUCGCUCCUUUUCCACCGCUAGAAGUCUCAUGCCCAGCAGGCACAUGCACUCGAGGUGUGAAACUGCCACGGAAAGUUUAGUUUUCUUCAAGUGAACCGGGCUUGCGUAUCGAGGAGACGGUCUCUUUUAAGCUCGGUCACAUUUCCCCGUGCAUGUUCAGGAGGACACGGUUCUUCCUCUUUGAAAGCAGAGGAAAGAGUUGAAGGUGCAGGUGCGUCCAUGGACAGUCACGAUGCUGAGCUUGCGACACUGGGAAUGGACUCUGCAGACCACGAACCAGAGCUUCCCUCCGCUGUCCAGGAUCUUAUAAGGCAUCUGGAAAGAAGACCUCCCAUUUUAAGCGACCGGCCAUUGGAGGAAUUCUUCCCGGAGCGGGAAUCGCUCUUGACGAACAGAGGGUGGCGAAGCAAAGUGCGCCUUCGAGUGCUGGAGGCCAUCGGCAGCUGCAAAACCUUUGAGCAUCUGCACGUAGAAGAUUUUUGUGGCGGAAAUAUUUCCAGGUUGAGCGCUAGUGAGUGGGAGUUGGUUUUAAGAGGUUACAGGUCUAGCACCUACCUACAAGGGAUAUCACUUUGGGGAUUGACGUGGACAUCACUUGCGGAGAUGGAAAGCUUGUGUUUACAGCUCGGGAGAAUUCUGGGUAGCUCUAGUGUAACCUUUGCGCAAAUUCUUGAUUGCGGAUUAAGUGCCAGGUGUUUCUUAAAUCUCGCAUCAGGACUGCGAGAAAAUUCUGAAUCAAAACUCAAGCAUUUAAACGUACGGAACGCCUGGCAGGACAUGACUGCUCUCAAGCAUGUUGCCGACUUGAUAAGCAGUGCUGCUAAUUUAGAUACUUUCUCGUUUGGGUGCCAGUCCGACCCCAUGAUCGACAUGGACGAGAGUGCCGUUCGGACCCUGUCACAGGCACUGAUCCGGAGCUCGGUUUUGGAAGAAUUACGUUUAGAGGAGGUGGAGGGGAGAGCGGCGGUCUUGUUGCUCAACGCAUUGGCCGGAGAUGAUGGCAACCGAUCCAUUGAAUGUCUUAAACUGAGGCGCCUGUCUGGAAUCGGCGACUGUAUACCAGAACUUUUCACUUCCAAUCGAUCAUUGAGGAAAGUUACGCUUGCCGACAUCAAGAUGCGUCCUGAGGAAUGUCGCGUGCUUGGCAAGGCCAUACGUGAUAAUGUUACAACAACAACUAUCAAUAUAGUGAACUAUGGGAAUUAUGGGGAUCCACUGUGUAGAAUUUCACUUGAAGGAUUAGAACAGCUUGCCUGUGCUGCUAGCUCCGAUUUCAAGGACCCCGUAUUGCAUCUUGAAACCAAUCUUCGGGAUAACGAUGCAUUAAUGUCAGCACUCGACCUUUUAGGCAGGGUACUGUGCGGAGAAAUCAAAUCUAUAGAACGUUUUGGUCUAAUUACUUCCGCUCCGGGGAGCAACCUAGAGAGAAUAGACAGUAUCCUUCCGAUGAAUGAAAAAACUGGAGAAACUUCAGUUCUGAAAAUUCUCCAGUUAUCAGGAAUGAGCGAAAAUAUUUUCAAGGGAAUAUGGAAGCAACUGCUUUGGAACUUGCGUAGUAACACAAGUGUCACUACGUUGGAUUUGCAUAUGGAAAGACUAGACAAAGAGGCAGCACUAACAGAAGAGGAGUUCAGGGACCUGAUGGGGCUACUCCAAGUGAACUUGACUCUCCGGAAGAUAGAUUUCUCAACUCCCUGGAUCGCGCGGGACGCGUUUGCGCGGGACGGAAAGAGUUGGCUCAUUCAAGAGGCCCUGAAGCAGAAUCAGGAGCGGGCCGUGUACAUGUCCGAGUUUAGAGAAGCGAAGCUAAAAUUUGGAGAUGCAAAAGCUGGUAGACUCUUCUUAUGCGGCUCUCCUAGAGCAGGCAAGACUCAACUGCGUCAAACUCUAAUGAGGAUAAUCCAAGGCAAAAGCUGGUUUGGAAACAAAUGGCGUGAAUUAUGGAGGACCAAGGGCAUUGAGGUGGAGUUGUUGCAGAACAAUGACGAAAUGCAAAUCUCAAUUUGGGAUUUGGCAGGACAAUGGAUUUUUCGUACCCUUCAAAAUAUACUCUUCACUCAAACCAAAAAUUUUUGUGUUUUUCUUUUCGUGUAUAGCUCCUUCUGCGAGAAAACUAAUUCCCCCAAACCAUACUCUAGUUUCCAGAUUGAGUUGGAGGAGUGGUUGAUUUUUAUCACUUCCAGCACUAAAAUCACUGGACAUAAUCUUCCACAAGUUCUUGUUGUAAUUUCACACAAGGACAAGAUGAGAUCCAACUCUUUGACUUGGGCUCACUCUAUAGUGGAAGAACUGAGAAAGAGAUUUGCAAAGUGUGUGGAUCUCUGUCCUAGUCAAGAGUGUUUCCUUAUAGAUGCCCGGAAGAAGAAACAUGUGAUUCCCCUCAAAAAUCGUAUUUUUGAGAUCUUCCAAAAGUUGUUGAGUGAGAAAUCUCCAAGGGUUCCUGACUUGUGUUUUCAUCUCUCUUCCCUCCUGGUUACAAACACCAAGUACACUAGAAGUUGCCCACUUUGGCCAUCCAAAAAGUUUCAUGAAUUUUGUGUUCCCAGCUUGAAACAAUUUAUUCCAUCAACUUCUGUUCACUCUGUUGAUCAUUCAAGUAUAUUAACCUCAGUCAUAUCCUAUUUAAAUGACGUUGGAUCCAUCAUUUAUAUCCCCAACCUUGAUCACCUCAUUGUAGAUCCGAAUUGGCUCACCAAUGCAUUUUUGGGUGAGCUGAUAGCUCUGGGUCAAGACUUUCAAGCUCAAGAGUUUGAGGCUUUUGAUAAGACAAUGUUACUUGACUCAUACACGAGCAAGGAUGGAUUUGUGAGUGAAAGUGUCUUCGCUCAAUUGAUAGAAACGUUUCUGGGAAAGCAACCACGCCUUCAAAAUGUUGACAGAGAGGUCAUUGAAAAGAUUCUUUUCAAUUUAGAUUUGUGUUUCAAGCUCGAAGAUACUUCUCAAUAUUUCAUUCCCUCCUUCAUCCGUGAGUAUGCAAGCAUGGAUGAACAGAAGCACCAAGCAGGGGCACACACGGGAUCUAUGGCAUGGGAUUCUAGGUUUCGGACUCCACAAUUUGCCGGCAUUCGGAUUCAGUGUGAAGAUCAAACAACAAUGUCACUGACUGCUGCUUUUUUCCCACGUUUCCAGAUGUUCAUGAGACGGAAGUUGAUAUCCGAGAUGCAUGUUCCCAAAGAGACUGUGACAUGCUCUCGACAUUAUCUGCUACUUUUCCUUGAUGGCCAUCAGAUUUACGUGCAACACGUUCAGAGUGAAAAGUCCCACAAUUACGUAGAUGUCUUGAUGUUAUGCUCGGAGCAUAAGUCAAGGGAGGUGGGUAUCAAAUAUGUCCUGAAGCAUGUUGUCCAGGAGUUAAUAUCAUUUUGCGCAUCACCCAAAGGCUGUCCCGGUGUGUCUUUAGUGCUCGGUGUGAUCCAAACGCUUUGCGUGGAAAUGCUGAUUCCGAGUCAUCUCAGAGGAGCCAUUCUGAUUAAGGACCUCAAAUCAGAGUUCUCUGACAGCAUCAGUCGCAAACUUGGAGAUAUUGCGCUGGAUGAGUCGCAAUCGGUGGAGGAAGAGUUGCUGCACUAUGAGCACUCUUGGCCCCCGAUUCCAGGGCUUUUGACCAUCAAAUGCGAACGGGCUACGAAUCUGCUGUGGGAGAGCGAUUUGGAAGCGGUUAUAAAUGAGAUCCGACAAAAGCGCAUUCAACAAUUGGAGUCACUACAUAAAGGCCUCAUCACGUUGAACCAUGACUUGGCUCAGUCUCACCCUGAAAGUGAGAACAAGGCUAGCAGCUCGAUGUUACCUCAGACUCAAGACUGCAAUCCAGCUUCAUCCAAGUGCUUGAGACGUGCUAGCACAAGUGUGGGAAAUCGUUCAACUCAAAUGGUUUUGUCCAAGAUCAAUGAGCUAGUAAAGAAGGUUGAUGGUUUGGAUGAGAAAUUGAGAUCAGUGGAGAGCAUUCUGCGGAGAUUGGAUAUGAAGGUGGGACAAAUACUCUCUCUGCAACAAGAAGUUCAGUCUACGUUGAGUGACCUCAUGUCUAAAGUUGACAGGGUAAUAGAUUAUUCUGAUUCACCUCAGCAUUCCAGAACGCCCAAGCGACCUUACAUUACGGACGAUGUUGGUUUUUUCUACAGGAUGAGUGCAACUUUGCAUCUCGGAACAACCGUUCGCUUAAGACUGAUGUGUGAGUCUGUGACUGGGUGUCACACCGUCAAAGAUCAAGAAGGUUUAAAGUUGCGCUUAGAUAAGGAGAAUAGCGGGUGGAUUCCAAGAGUUAUCGAAAUUUCAUACAAGGUCCUGUAUUAUGCUAUAAAGGCUGGAAUAGGUGUCACCCUCGGGUUAGGCGACGGUAUCCCGGAGUGGGAUGAUUUGAAAACUGAUGUUGUUAAACUAGAUGGUAUUAGUAAUGAUGAUGGUAGGGCAAUUCGAAAAGGUGGGCAAAGCGAGCGCCUGAGAGAAGCAUGGUUGAGGAUUCAGCAAACUCUUGCGCCUCAGCUUCAACAUAAUUAUUCCAAAAUCUUCAGGUUGUAUCAGGUGAAAUACUUGAGACAACAAAUUGGUGGGCAUGCAUGGGUGUGCGAGGAGUGCAUGAAUCAAGGUAUUCGUUCUAAGAGUUUGACGUGUUAGGAUUUUCAAGAGUUUAGAAUGUCAUUCUACAAAUGACAAGCAUAUGUUUAGACCUUCAUGGAA
Molecule: messenger RNA, 5168 nt
Organism: Marchantia polymorpha subsp. ruderalis
Lineage: Eukaryota; Viridiplantae; Streptophyta; Marchantiopsida; Marchantiales; Marchantiaceae
Source: the annotation of a GenBank genome assembly